This is a messenger RNA of Seminavis robusta, 1062 nucleotides long. The record is from the annotation of a GenBank genome assembly. NCBI's taxonomy places the organism in Eukaryota, Bacillariophyta, Bacillariophyceae, Naviculales, Naviculaceae.
AUGAUUCGGACUCUGCAAACGACGGUACGAAAAGUGGUCCACCAUGGCCGUCCACCGAUCGGCGGGUUGAGGGUGACGCCCAAGCCUUCUCAUCUGAUGUCAUCAGCGACAUUUUCCACCAGGAUACAGCAUGCCGAUGAAAAAGUGGCCGAUGCAAGUACACGACAACAACAACAGCAACAAGAACAACAACAAAUUGAACCUGCCUUGCUCAACAAGAUUAUCAAUUCAGCCCAUCAUAUACAUGAUAUACAAAAGGCAGACCGGCUAUUGGUAGUGGGUUCGGGUGUGGCAGGUUGCUCAGCAGCUCUAGUAGCCGCUGAGACGUAUCAGAUUCCGGUAACCCUGCUGUUUGCGGGAAAUGUGCCUGAAGACUGCAACUCCUUUUGGGCCCAGGGAGGUAUUAUCUACCGAAAUUAUGAUCCUGUUUCCGGGGACAGUGCCAAACUAUUGGCACAGGAUAUUCAUCGAGCAGGAGCAGGGCUGUGCGAGGACGAUGCGGUGCAAAAGGUGUCCGAAGAAGGCCCUGAUCGAGUCAGACAACUUUUGCUUGAUGAGAGUCUCAAGAAAGUUUAUGCUCAAGUACCCUUUGACAAACGCGAUGAUGGAACCCUUUCCUUGUGUCUUGAGGCUUCCCACGCAGCGCCCAGAAUUUUGCACCGUGCCGAUCACACUGGACGAACCAUUACGCAACACAUCACCCAAGCCGCGGCUAGACACCCUCUCAUUAGCAUGCAACCUCAUACAAUAGUUACAGACCUGGUAGUGAAAGAUGACGUGUGUUUGGGAGUGGCCACUCUGAACCGAUUCUCUGGAGAACAAACUCUGGAGUACGCCUGCCGGGGAACGGUCCUGGCCAGUGGCGGAUUGGGGGGUAUCUAUGAACAUUCCACCAAUCCGGCCGGUUUCAAUGCAUUGGGAUCCAGCGUCGCAUUGGCGUACAGAGCCGGUGCCAAGUUGAAAGAUUUGGAAGAGAGAGAUUUAAACAUAAUAAUAUAUCGCUCUUGUAGCGUUGUUUCUUUGAUAAAGGGUUUAAAGUGCCUUCUAAAGUAUGAGAAUUGA